This is a messenger RNA of Lutra lutra (Eurasian river otter), 1153 nucleotides long. RefSeq lists its product as uncharacterized. Bases 324 to 1004 code for a protein of 226 amino acids. The record is from RefSeq and is a predicted model, not a curated record. Lineage: Eukaryota; Metazoa; Chordata; Mammalia; Carnivora; Mustelidae. The transcript is spliced from 4 exons.
UGGCCGAGUGGUCUAAGGCGCCAGACUCAAGCUCCGCUUCCCCGCGCUGGGGAUUCUGGUCUCCGAAUGGAGGCGUGGGUUCGAAUCCCACUUCUGACACAUCAUUUUUCUCCUCCUAAUUUCCUACACAACGAGACGGAUCGGAGCAGCGGGGAUAGAGGUCUUACCGACCUACAUUAUUAAAAAUUGACUUAAAUUUUUCUUACAGGGCUCUUAAGACACCGAAACUAGAGGAAGCAAAAAUAUCGCGAUACGUUCUGAAAGCCGAGCGAUCUGGCGCCGCCUUAAAGGAGAGCAGCGACCCUGAAGAAUGGCAUCGCGAGAUGUCUGGAAAGCGCGAGACUUGGGGCGGGCGCCGGUUUGUGGCGCGCCGGAGGAGCGGCGUGAUGGCGGGUCUCUCCUCGCGGGCUCGGGCGGCCGGCUCUGCCCCGGACCGCGUCCCCGACCGGCACACCCCUGCGGCAGUUUUUCCCGCCGCAGUGCCCAGGAAGGCCUUCACGGUCCUCCGCGCUGGUCGGCGUUUGCAGCAGCCGUGGAGCCCGACGCCCCUCCCCGUGGCAGCGUCCGGGUUCUUGUGCUCGGUCCACGCGGUCCCUUCUCACCGACCCGGAGGGAACGGCUGCCGCCCGCUCCGCCCCCGCUGGUCGUGUUCCGGCCCGGCCGUCUUCUCGCGGACGCCCGGCUGCGCCCGGGAGCGCCUUCUCCGGACAGACGCGCGGCGCCCCUGCGUUCCGCCCCGGCGGCGCCCUUGCCUCCCCGAGGGAGGAGGGCCCGUGUGCGCCAGGGGCGGCCGCCCGGGGCUGCGGCGGGGACACCACCAAAUAGGGAAUCGUCAAAAUGGGAGAGAGGGCGCGGGUGAAGAGAGAACAACAGAAUUCUCGGGAGACAUUCGUCAUGGACGAGAUCCACCUGUCCCAUCUGAAGGGCCCGGUUCUGAAUUGAGACGGCUGGAACCAAGUGGUUUCACUACUACCAAUAAUUUCCACACCGAACGUGAGGCUUGAACCCACAACCCCGAGAUCAAGACGCUCUUCCAACUAACCAGCCAGAUAUUCCCCUUUCAUGGAACAUGAGAUAAAAAGAGACUAUGAUUCACCACUUAAAACAGCACGGCCUUCCUCAGCAUGAUAAAGGGCAUUUACGAAAAACCUAC